AUGUCGCUACAACAGACGCUGGAGGCGCUGGAGGCACGCGUGGUGAUGCUGGAAGCGGUGCUUGAAGGGAGUGGCGAUGUGAACGCGCGGCUGAACGAGCUGUCGACGCGAUUGGCCGAGUUGAUGGGGGUUCAUGACGGUAUUGUUGACUUGUUUGAGAAAGCGCGGCAGAUCGGGCUGCACGAGCUGGUGAUUCGCCCAGCGGACACGGCCGUGCCGUUCGAGGACAAGUACCGCGUGGUGGUAGCGAACCUGAAGAGUUUGGACUCCCAGCUCGCACGGUACGAGGAGAUCCAGCAACGGCUGGACGAGUGGGACGGGCUGUUCAAAGACGUCAAGACGCGAGAGGCCGUGGUCAGACUGGUUUCCCUGGGGCAUGAGGACAUGUGUCAUGUUCUGGACGGCCUGGGACAGCUGAAAAAACGGUUUUACACGGUGGUUUUGAAUUCCACGCGGCUGAUCCAGCUAUACAUGGCCAAUACGUUGGAACAAACAACGUUCUACAUGGACGUCGAGACCCGUCUGCGACGGUGCACGCAGCUUGUUGAACAGAGGAACAACUCAUGA
Molecule: messenger RNA, 567 nt
Organism: Ogataea philodendri
Lineage: Eukaryota; Fungi; Ascomycota; Pichiomycetes; Pichiales; Pichiaceae
Exons: 1
Coding region: 1-567 (188 amino acids)
Source: RefSeq, a predicted model, not a curated record